UUGACAAAAUUUUUCAGAAGCGCAUCGUUAAGAGGGAGCCCAUUCCAACCUCCGCCAUCAUCUGUGGCACAGUUUCCGAGUGUGCCCAAUUUUCCACCGAACACACAAGCAGUGAAUGGCUUACCACAGAAUGGUCCAGUCACGACGGCACAACCUUAUGCUAACGUGAAUGGGCCGUCAUCUGCCUUCAAGCCUUUCGGCACUGCUCCAACUCCGCCUAUUCCUCCCGGCGCUACUCCGACUCCACCCAUUCCUCCAUCAUUUCCUGGACCCCAUACGACUAUGCCUUCACCUGCAUAUCCUCUAGGCAAUGCUACACCCACACCACUUAUCCCUUCAUCCUUUGCUGGAAUCAAUUCAGCCAUACCUCCUCCAGCAAAUCCUGCAGGUACAGCAACGCCGCCCAUUCCUCCAUCAUUUCCGGGAGGAAGUGUGUUUCCACCUGCUCCUCAAAGGCCAGUUCAUCCUGGGACUUAUCAGCCAGCCGCUGGGCUUCCUCCUGCUCCUGUCAGCCAAAAUAACUCAUACAACCACCAGACUUCGUCACCUUUUCCGGCACAAGGAAUGCCACCUCCGAUGCCUCCAAUGCCUCCUAUUCAAGCUAAGGCCUACCAUGCUCCGUCAACGCAUCCUGCUCCGUCGACACCUACUGCAGGAAUGCCGCCUAGUAUGAAUCAAAUGCAACAAGGAUUCAGCCAAAUGAAUAUGGGCCCUAUGACAACUGCACCGCAUCAAGCCCACCCUUCAUGGACCGGAGCAUAUCAAAAUGAUUCUCGUAUGGCAUCCAGCCCUCCGUACCAGUCGGACAUCGUUGAUCUGAUGGCGGAAAGAAAUAUUUUGCAAUCUGGGUUCGAUGAUAUUGAGUACAGUCUUCCGCAUAACAUGGCUAACAACACGGCACGAGUGGAUCCAGCGUAG
This is a messenger RNA of Cylicostephanus goldi, 918 nucleotides long. The record is from the annotation of a GenBank genome assembly. NCBI's taxonomy places the organism in Eukaryota, Metazoa, Nematoda, Chromadorea, Rhabditida, Strongylidae.